UUAUUUCCUCCUUUAAUUUCCAAAAUCUUAUACAAAGAUGAGUUGGUAGGUCCUCGUUCUCUGUCGAUGUAUUAUCAAUAUCUUCUCUCUCACACAAAUACAUCCACAGCGACAAGAGAGAGAUAAAAGACCAAAUACAGAGAGAGAGAGAGAGUCACCAAAUAGACCAAACCCUGAAGUUAAAUUCACACCAGCUACUUUGAUCAUCAGCUCAUCCAUAACCACAUACUCACCUCUCUCUCUCUUUCCUUAAGCUUCAGCUUCUUUCAAUGGCAAAACCAAACUCAGAUGACUUCACCUCCAAGAGACACAACAGCUUCCACUGGACACGAAAAGUAGGAUCAGACGAAAACGACGACGUUUCUGCCCAUAACCCUCUUCCCGACAGCAGCACUAAACCACUUCCCGAACCCAAACACAAUCCUUCCUCUUCAUCAUCUUCCUCCACUGUCAUCACUCCCAAAAGAAAACUCCAAUCUUUCGCCGUCUCUCGUCUCCGCUCGGUCAUCGCUUCCCUCAGCAGCAGAGCCCGACCCGGCAACAACUCCGGACUCGGGUCACGGGUCGUGGGCACGCUUUUCGGGUCCCGCCGCGGGCACGUGCAUUUCUCAGUCCAGAAAGAUCCGACUUCCCCUCCGGCGUUUCUCAUCGAGCUCGCUACUCCGAUCAGCGGACUGGUCAAGGAGAUGGCUUCGGGUCUCGUGAGGAUCGCUCUGGAAUGCGACAAGGCCAAGGAGGAAGGAGGAGGAGGAGGAGGAGAAAGCGAGACUCGCCGCCGUCGCGGCGGCGGAGGAGAUAAGACGAUUCCGCGGCGGUUGGUGGAGGAGCCGAUGUGGAGGACUUACUGCAACGGGAAAAAGUGUGGGUUCGCGACGAGGAGGGAGUGCGGUGAGAAGGAGAAGAAAGUUCUCAAGGCGCUCGAGAUGGUUUCCAUGGGCGCCGGAGUUUUGCCGGAGACGGAGGAGACAUCCGUCGGCGGCGGCGGUGGCGGUGGUGAUAUAAUGUACAUGAGGGCGAAGUUCGAGCGGGUCGUUGGGUCCCGUGAUUCGGAGGCCUUCUAUAUGAUGAAUCCUGAUAGCAAUGGAGCUCCUGAGCUCAGUAUCUAUCUACUUAGAAUCUGAUGAAGACGACUAGACGAAGGAGAUGAUCCUACCGAAGCCUCUACCUGAGAAGGAGGGUUUUAUGGUUAAGGAAGAUUAUUCCGGUUUAGUUACUUUAAAUAGUCGGUUAAGUGGUUCUUUUGGGGAAUUAAAUUAGCUAUGUCUCUAAUACUCAAAAAUCGUAUUCUAAUCGAUGUGAACGUGAUCUAUCGAUCGAUGAUGCGUUAGAGCAAGUUUUUUUUUUCUUUUUUUCGGGGGAGGUGGGAUUAGAAGGUUUUAAACUUUGGUAUAUGGAGCUGGAGGACUUGUAAAUGUAUAAAAUUCGCUUUUAAAAAAAUGUGUAAUUUCUUUGUUGUUUUAAAAA
This is a messenger RNA of Raphanus sativus (radish), 1464 nucleotides long. Its product is annotated as protein MIZU-KUSSEI 1. The record is from RefSeq and is a predicted model, not a curated record. Lineage: Eukaryota; Viridiplantae; Streptophyta; Magnoliopsida; Brassicales; Brassicaceae. The transcript has a single exon. Gene Ontology annotation, biological process: hydrotropism. The coding region runs from base 270 to 1121 and encodes 283 amino acids.